Ochotona princeps (American pika) is the source of this 895-nucleotide messenger RNA. It is a transcript of the gene TMEM196, whose product is annotated as transmembrane protein 196. Lineage: Eukaryota; Metazoa; Chordata; Mammalia; Lagomorpha; Ochotonidae. The record is from RefSeq and is a predicted model, not a curated record. The transcript has 4 exons. The coding region runs from base 1 to 537 and encodes 178 amino acids.
AUGUGCACCAGCGGCCAGAUUAUCGGGAGCCUCCUGGUGCUCUCUGUGCUGGAGAUAGGGCUGGGGGUGUCCAGCGUGGCCGUGGGGGCGGUCAGCUUCAGCCUGGCCCUCCGAGAGCACAAGCCGCAGCUCGGAGACUCGUCCCCGGUAUGGAGCGGGGUGUGUUUUCUUCUUUGUGGCAUAUGUGGAAUACUGUGCGCCAAAAAAAAGUCAGGACUUAUCAUGAUCCUCUUUUCAGCUUGCUGUAUCUGUGGACUCAUUGGGGGCAUCCUGAAUUUUCAGUUCCUCCGGGCGGUCACCAAGAAGACGUCUUCCCUGUACCCUCUGCACCUGGCCUCUAUGUCUCUGGCUUGCAUUGGGAUUGGAGGCUGCACCCUGUCUUCUUGGCUCACCUGCAGACUGGCGAGCUACGAGCAGAGAAGGAUGUUCUCGGAGAGGGAGCAUUCCCUGCAUCACUCGCAUGAGAUGGCUGAGAAAGAAAUGACUGACAACAUGAGCAAUGGAGGACCACAGCUAAUAUUUAAUGGAAGAGUAUAAUCAUAUUUUAAAGAACUGAACUUUUAUUUCUUUUUCUAAGAUUUUCAUGAGGCAAGGAGAUACCAAAGGACUAGGAGAUAAAUUUAAAUCAAUUCUUACACUUGCCUUUGCCUCUCCUGAGUAUCCGCUAAAAUUAUCCUUCCUCAAUUUUGCCUCCAGCUUUUUCUUUUUAUGGGAUGAAAAACUUCCCAGAGAUGUCCUAGCACAGUAAUUUCAGCAGACUUUGCAGAUUAUUCUAAAACAGAGUUUUCAGUUAGAAAAGAAAGCAGAAAUAAGAUUCACAUUCUACACAAACACUAUGCGACUCGCAUGAAUAUUAACUUCGUGAUGACAUUUCAUAUGAGCAACAGAAAAGUAC